GAGGGACUCCAUCAUUUAGAGAAGUGAGGAGUUCCUGGUUUGUCAGUGAAGACGGAAGAGAGGCAGCGAUAAACCAUCAGAGCCUCCAACAUGAAAGUCUGUCACACUUUGAUCUGCUUCUUCUUCCUCUGAGGGACUCCAUCAUUUAGAGAAGUGAGGAGUUCCUGGUUUGUCAGUGAAGACGGAAGAGAGGCAGCGAUAAACCAUCAGAGCCUCCAACAUGAAAGUCUAUCACACUUUGAUCUGCUUCUUCUUCCUCUCACUGCAGGAUGGAAACAUUCGUCUAAUCAAUGCAGAAAUCCCAGUCCGUACAGGAAGUAAAGGAGGAAACAUCACAGUUAAAUGCUCCUUCUCUUUCUCUGGAAGCAGGAAGAUCUUCUGUAAGAGAGAAUGUGAAGGAAAAGACAUUCUCAUUGAAACAUAUAAUAACAGAGCUCAGAGUGGCAGAUACAGCAUUGAAUAUAAAGAAGGAACUUUUCCAGCAUCUAAAACAAUUCUGUAUGUGAGCAUCACAAAGCUGACUAAGUCUGACUCGGGGCGGUACAGAUGUUGGUUGGACAGAGCUGUGUUUAAAGAUUCAACCAGGGACUUUGAGCUCAGAGUUGAAGAUGCUCCAACCACUUCAAAACCAAAGAGGAAAACCACCACCAAAGCACCUUUUACACCAUCAGUCCCAUCAGCCUCCACACCGACAACAACACAGACAUCAGCUGCAGGUCCAGGUUUACUGCUGUAUGUGAGUCUGACUCUGGUCGUCAUGAUCGUCGUAUUAUCAGCGGCUGUGCUGAUAUUCUGCAGGAAGAGGACCAGUAAACCCAAAGAACCUCCUGUGGAAACUGAGUAUGCUAAUGUGACAGAGCAGACCAACAGAGUGUAUGAGGAGAUCAGAGAGGAGGACAAACAGAGCAGAUCUCCUCCUGCAGAAAUAUCUACAGUUUACACUUACGCCAAAUACUCCAAACCAAAUGCAGUUGAAACCACAGAUGAGUACAGCCUUAUCACUGCAGCCGGUCCCCAGAACCAAGGUUUAUGUGUUAGAAGCAGGAAAAAUGGGCAGCGUGACGAUCUGAGCGACUUUGACAAGAACCACAUUGUGAUGGACGACUGGGUCAGAGCAUCUCCAAACCUGCAGCUCUUGUGGGGUGUUCCCGGUCUGCAGAGACUGAAGACGACCCGAGUAAACUCACCUACUCUGAGGUGGAUUUCUCCAACGGUGCAGCUGCCUCGCUCCACAGCGCCCCCCGUGGUGAUGCAGAUAACGUGGUCUACUCUGUGCCUCGGGUUGCAGCGAGCAGCCACGCCGAAGACGCUUCCCCUCCUCUGUACUCUACUGUUAGUUUGCAUCAGCUGUAGCUCCAACGCUGUCGACGCCACAUUGACUCUCUCAGUGGUCAACAGUCACAGUUUCAUUCACACACACAAAUCUGUUUGUUCCUGUAACAACCUGUGAGAAGUUACGGCUCUCAGCUAGCUUCAAGUUGGAGCUCCUUUUACUAAUUCUACUUUAAGUUAAGCUUAUCCUAAAUUUAUAUAUAAGAUAUUAUAGAUAAAGUGUGACUACCAGCUGGCGUCUAAUUGUAAAUAAAUUCAGCCCGGGGAUGUGAAUGAACAUCCUCUGUAAUCUCUGUGGGAAAGUGAUGUGAAACUGACUGUUUCACAACCUCAACCAUGUGUUACCGAGGUGUCUUACACAGACUCUAAAAGCUACCUUGUGUGUCUGUAUGAGACGAAGACGGUUGUGACAAAGCAGCAUCAGUAGCCUAUUUGAUUCAACGAUUCAAGGUUAUUUUACUGUAAUUUACAACACAAGGCUGUAGAAUGAAAUUUAGAUAUGGUUGCCUUUAUACUACUGCCUCCUAGUGGGGGAAAAGUGCAUCUUUAAUGCUUAUUAAAUGAUGUUGACUUAUAACAGUUUACCCUCUUGUUAUGCUUUAUGAGCAAUAAAACUUUUGUCUUUUAACAAAAUAAAGGAAAAUCA
This is a messenger RNA of Dicentrarchus labrax (European seabass), 1978 nucleotides long. Its product is annotated as mucin-5AC-like. Bases 221 to 1450 code for a protein of 409 amino acids. The record is from RefSeq and is a predicted model, not a curated record. NCBI's taxonomy places the organism in Eukaryota, Metazoa, Chordata, Actinopteri, Moronidae. The transcript has 10 exons. Gene Ontology annotation, molecular function: transmembrane signaling receptor activity. Gene Ontology annotation, cellular component: cell surface; plasma membrane.